Molecule: messenger RNA, 936 nt
Organism: Galendromus occidentalis (western predatory mite)
Lineage: Eukaryota; Metazoa; Arthropoda; Arachnida; Mesostigmata; Phytoseiidae
Product: transcription factor HES-1-like
Exons: 4
Coding region: 43-936 (297 amino acids)
Biological process (GO): regulation of DNA-templated transcription
Molecular function (GO): DNA binding; protein dimerization activity
Source: RefSeq, a predicted model, not a curated record
UUGACUCCGGCCCAAGAACUCCGGAAGGCGACUAAACCACUGAUGGAGAAGAGACGUCGCGCGCGAAUCAACCAAUGUCUACAAGAACUCAAGGAUCUCAUACUCGAGGCACUCAACAAAGACCCUGCCCGGCACAACAAAUUGGAGAAAGCCGACAUUCUCGAAAUGGCAGUCACCCACCUCAAGAACGUCCAUCGACAAGCUCUCCAAACACCCCCGCCGCCGGCUGAAUCCGUCGGAAAGUACAGAGCGGGCUUCACCGAAUGCGCGAAUGAAGUCUCGCGUUUUGUGAAUAAUGUCAACGUUCUACAGCCCGAAGUCAAACAGAAACUGAUCGGGCACCUCUCGUCUUGUAUCAACACCUUGGACGCAUCCCCGAUAACUCCGGCGCUAGGCUAUCCCACCGUGCAUUCCCCCACGAGUCAACUCGAGCUACAAAACGGACACGGCGUUUCGACACCCCCACUUUCUUACUCCCCUUUCCCACCGAAUUCUCCAUCUUCGAACCGGUCAUCUCCUCCGGUCGUCCCCGCUCAACUAGUCGCGUUCCCGGGAAUGCUUCCACCACUCAACCAAGAUCUCAAUAACAACAAUACCGAUUCCAUGCACCACGACAUGGACAUCGGUGGGGACGAAGACGAUGCCCCGCUGGACUUUUCGAAGAAAUACUCUCCGACGCAUCCUGGCACAACGGGUGGAUUCCCCAACCCUCGGAAGAAAUAUCUGGCCUCAGUCAGCAGAGGCUCGUCAUCCUCCUCAUCGGAGGAGAUGCCGCACUCGUCGAGCGAUAUCGAAAUGCACUUGUCCCCUUCUGAACCUGUGAACUAUUCAAAAAACGUGUAUCGGGGAGCUUCGGCUCCCCGUUUUAGUUUCGAUGGUGAACACCGAUUCUUCAUAUGCGACGAAGACGAUGAAGACAUGUGGAGACCCUGGUGA